AGGACGCGCAUCCGCGCAAAUAGGAUAUGCGUACAGUUGCGCACAAAUAGAAUAUGUCUACAGUAGUGGGCUCGCAUGCUUAGACAAUGCCAGGUUGAGGAGAACACCGCGCGAGUGCAGCACCCUCAUCCGGCAAGGAUACGGAUGCACGGCGGCUUCGCGCGACUGAACAUUGUGCGUGUGUGCGCGCACUCAGCUGGAUGUCGCGCAGUAGAGCCUUCGACGCUGUCCACAGCAUCAGGAAGCAGCAGACGGCACGCAACAGACGGCUGCGAAAAUGGUAACAGGUGGGAAUCAUCUACUAGGGCACUUCUCCAUGGAGACGGCGCCUCGUACGUACAUGUGCGCAGCGCGCCGAGAGGCCCACAAUGCGACGAGUCUUCAGGCACGUCUUGAGGCUUGUCCCUCGAACUCGAAUGACCGGGGAGGACGCAGGUCGGGCACACAGCGCAGGCAGGGCAGCUGCGUCCAUAGGUCGAUGUGCCCGCGCUGUCUGUUGCACCGACGUCCGGCGAGCAGCGCGUCUCGCCGCCUGGACGUGACCUGGCGCGAGGGUGAGCUGACGCGCGGCCGUUCUCCCGUCGCGUACCUCAUCUGAUGCUAGGUCGUGAGGGAGAUGCGGG
Postia placenta MAD-698-R-SB12 is the source of this 623-nucleotide messenger RNA. RefSeq lists its product as hypothetical. Bases 317 to 598 code for a protein of 93 amino acids. The transcript has a single exon. The record is from RefSeq and is a predicted model, not a curated record. NCBI's taxonomy places the organism in Eukaryota, Fungi, Basidiomycota, Agaricomycetes, Polyporales, Adustoporiaceae.